CUAAACCCUGCCUCUCCGAUUCAAUUCCUCGAUUCGGCGGCGCCGGGUAGCAUCGUCGUCUUCAAGAGAGGGAGAGAGAGAGCGAGAGAGAGAGAGAGCAUCAAUGGCGAUGACCUCUACAGUACGAGGGGGGGAAGAGAAAGGGGCGACGACGAAGGGGGAGGCGGCGCUGGAGCGGCUGCGUUCGGCGGAUCCGGCGCGCUACCUAUCGCCGUCCCCGAAACUCUCCUCGCUCGCCCGCGCCGCGUCGAGCCACCUCUUCUCGUCGCUGGUCCCCUUGUGCCCUAACCCUCCCAUCGACCGCCUUCUCGCCGGCGAGGGCUUCGACGCCGAGCAGGUGUGGUUCCAGGUCGACCUCCUCUCCCGCCCCCUCCUUGCCCUACUCCGCCGCGAGCUCCGCCGCUUCGAGCGCGAUCCCCCCUCCUUUGCCCCCAUGGAGAGUGUCGGAGGUGGCGGCGGGGGAAAGGAGGCGGCGGAGGAAGAGGAGGGUGUAGGUGACGAUCGAUUUGAUGAUGAGGAUGAUGAGGAGGAAGAGAGGGAAGAGGGCGAUGGAGAUGAUGAUGAAGAUGAGAGAGAGGAUGAUGAUGAUGAUGAUGAUAAGGAGGAGGAAGAGGAGGAAGAGGAUGAGGAGGAAGGUGGCAAAAGAGUGGGAGUUGUGGAGGAUCGAUUCUUGAAGAUUAAGGAGUUGGAGGAGUACCUAGAGAAGGGUGAGGCGGAGGAAUAUGGUGAACAGGAGCUGGGAAGCAGAAAUAGAGACAAGAAGAAGAGAAAAGCCAAUGAGGAAGAUGAAGAUGAAGAUGAUGAUGAUGAUGAUGAGGAUGAACAGGGAAGUGAAGAGGAGGAAGAUGGUGGGGACGAUUUGGAUUUGGAGGAUUUUGAUGAUGAUGCCAGUGAAGAAGCAGAUGGUGCUGAAAAUGCAAGAUAUGAAGACUUCUACGGAGGAAAAACCAAGAAGGGACAUGACAAGAAAGAUGGUGGUAAAAAGAAGAAAAGUUCUUCAAAGAAAGUUCAAUUCCUUGAUGACUCGAGGGACAUGGAAAUGGAUGCUGAACAAGAUGAUCAUGAUGAAAACGAGACAAAGGUUUUGUCGACUCAUGAGAAGGAGCUACAGAAGAUGCGGUUGAAAAUAGAGCAGAUGGAGAAAGCAAAUUUGGAACCUAAGUCCUGGACUAUGCAGGGAGAGGUUACUGCUGCCAAAAGGCCCAAAAAUAGUGCUCUUGAGGUGGACCUUGACUUUGAGCACCGUACCAGACCUGCUCCUGUAAUCACAGAGGAAGUCACAGCUUCUCUUGAAGAGAUGAUCAAGAAAAGGAUUAUUGAGAAUCUUUUUGAUGAUGUUCAAAGGGCCCCUGUUUUGCCGUAUAAAGCACCAAAGGAGCACAAGGAGCUGGACGAGAACAAGAGCAAGAAGGGCCUUGCCGAAAUUUAUGAGGAAGAAUAUGCACAGAAGACUGGUCUUGCUUCAGCUCCUCCUUCUGUAUCAGAUGAACAAAAGAGAGAGGCAAGUGCUUUGUUCAAGAAUAUCUGUUUGAAGUUGGACGCCCUGUCUCACUUCCACUUUGCUCCAAAGCCGGUUAUUGAAGACAUGUCCAUACAAGCAAAUGUUCCUGCCCUAGCAAUGGAAGAGAUUGCGCCUAUAGCUGUCUCGGAUGCUGCGAUGCUUGCUCCUGAAGAGAUUUUUGAAGGCAAAGGUGAUAUAAAGGCAGAGGGAGAGCUCACCCAAGCAGAACGGAGAAGAAGAAGGGCUAACAAGAAAAGGAAAUUCAAAGCUAAAUCAGCUAAAAGAGCAGCCAAAAAGCCGCGUGAAAGUGCAGAUUUGAAUCAUACCAGUGGCAACUGAGCCAGAUAUAUCUCAAAGCAAAUUUGGAAACUGCGAUAACUCGGUUAUCGGCACGAGGAUUAUAUUCUUAAAUUUCGAAGAGUAGGCUAAUUUAAAUUCGAAUUUGAGUUCGAAUUCUUUUGUUGAGAGAGAGAGAGAGAGAGAGAAAGAGAGGGGAUAUGGUUUGAUUAUUUUAAAGAGAAGGCUGGUUCGAAUUGGAAGCAGUAAAUGGAGAAGUCAGAAGCAAGUAUUUGAACGUGUAGACCAGCUGCCACCCUCAGGUUGUUACGUAUAAAUGGUGAGUUAUCACUAGGUAUUGGUUUUUUCUUUUAUCUAUGAGAAAAAUGAGAUAAUCGUUUGUAUCUUAUUAUACCUGAUAAUCAAUCAAUUUGUCCUGUAAAACAGAUAGUAAGUUUGUAACUAAAGUUUGUUUUUUUUUUUA
Molecule: messenger RNA, 2261 nt
Organism: Ananas comosus (pineapple)
Lineage: Eukaryota; Viridiplantae; Streptophyta; Magnoliopsida; Poales; Bromeliaceae
Product: U3 small nucleolar ribonucleoprotein protein MPP10
Exons: 13
Coding region: 104-1840 (578 amino acids)
Biological process (GO): rRNA processing
Cellular component (GO): nucleus; sno(s)RNA-containing ribonucleoprotein complex; Mpp10 complex
Source: RefSeq, a predicted model, not a curated record